Molecule: messenger RNA, 4746 nt
Organism: Dunckerocampus dactyliophorus (ringed pipefish)
Lineage: Eukaryota; Metazoa; Chordata; Actinopteri; Syngnathiformes; Syngnathidae
Gene: camk1b
Product: calcium/calmodulin-dependent protein kinase Ib
Exons: 12
Coding region: 107-1264 (385 amino acids)
Biological process (GO): peptidyl-serine phosphorylation
Cellular component (GO): intracellular anatomical structure
Molecular function (GO): ATP binding; calcium/calmodulin-dependent protein kinase activity; calmodulin binding
Source: RefSeq, a predicted model, not a curated record
GGAAGCGCUCUUAGCAGAAAAGAGUGGAGCGCGCGUCGCUUGGUCACUCACCGGACGUCUCUCGCCGUCACACCGCAGUAUUGUUUCUGACCGUAACAACAAGAAGAUGCCGCUGGGUGAAGACUGCCAUACCUGGAAAAAGAAGACGUCGGAUGUGAAGGAGCAUUACGACUUCAAAGACAUCCUGGGGACGGGCGCCUUCUCUGAGGUAGUCCUCGCAGAGGAGAAGCGGACUCAAAGACUGGUGGCCAUCAAGUGCAUCCCUAAGAAGGCGUUAGAGGGCAAAGAAAACAGCAUCGAGAACGAGAUAGCAGUGCUGCACAAGAUUAAACAUGCCAACAUUGUGUCUCUGGAAGAAAUAUUUGAGAGCAAAUCGCACCUCUACCUUGUCAUGCAACUGGUGUCUGGUGGGGAGCUGUUUGACCGCAUCAUAGAGAAGGGUUUCUACACAGAAAAAGAUGCCAGUAAGCUCAUUCAGCAGAUUCUGGAUGCUGUCAAAUAUCUCCACGACAUGGGAAUCGUCCACCGAGACCUCAAGCCAGAGAAUCUGCUCUACUACAGCAUGGAUGAGGACUCCAAAAUCAUGAUCAGCGACUUUGGCCUGUCUAAAAUUGAAGGUUCUGGCAGUGUGAUGUCCACGGCCUGUGGAACGCCUGGAUAUGUCGCCCCGGAGGUUUUGGCACAGAAACCCUACAGCAAAGCAGUGGACUGCUGGUCUAUUGGAGUCAUAGCCUACAUUCUGUUGUGUGGUUACCCUCCAUUCUACGACGAGAACGACGCCAAACUCUUUGAGCAGAUCCUGAAAGCAGAAUAUGAGUUUGAUUCUCCUUACUGGGAUGACAUCUCAGAUUCAGCUAAGGACUUCAUAGUCCACCUGAUGGAGAAAGACCCCAACGUACGCUACACUUGUGAGCAGGCCCUGCAGCACCCAUGGAUUGCCGGGGACACAGCAUUGGACAAGAACAUCCAUGAGUCUGUCAGUGCACAAAUCAAGAAGAACUUUGCUAAAAGCAAGUGGAAGCAAGCGUUCAAUGCCACAGCAGUCGUCCGCCACAUGAGGCGUCUUCAGCUCAGCACCAACAACGAAGGGCCCAACCAAGCUAACCUGCCAAGUCCAUGCAGAGCUCAUCUACUGCUGCCAGGAGAGGACGCUCAACAUGCAGAGUCUUGCUGCGAGGCGGGCUGCUCCCAGGCCGUGGACGGGGACAGCGCGGACCCUCUGUCCAACUGUAGCUACCGCUGCCACCCGCCUAGCCGGGUGUGAUCCCUGUGCUGCUUAACUGCCUCAAUGACCCCAGUGAUUUUUUUCCAUUUUUAACCCCCUCGGUGGAACCAGCGGUAGCAACUCCCUCGCCGCCCCCCAUCACGUCUGGUUAAGAAUAUGGCGUCAUUCUGACCUCUCGCCUGCAGGGGGAGCAAGUCUGUUGAGCCUGGGAAGGAAGGAAGGAAGAAAAGGGAAGAUGGUGAUGAUUAUGAUGACUAGUUGUCAGACAGGGCGGGUGGUUUGUGCUAAAGUAAAGAGGGGAAGAUUGUUUAUUUCCAAAGCAGGACAGAGCUGAGACUAUUUUUAAUGCAGCCUGUGCUAUUGUCAUAUUAUAUUUGAAUAUUUGUUCUGUGUAUUUUUGUGCAUGAUCAGGAGAGGAAGUCCCCAAGCAUGUGUUCUUAUCUGUAUAAUACGCCCUCCUUUCUGUUGUUGCAGAGGACGGAGUGCCAUAAGCAAAGCCUUUCGAGGAUGAUUUUGCCGUCUUUUGAAUGUAAGCGAGUCCAAUCUAACAGUACUGCAGAGUGAGCACAGAUCUGUCUAUGAGGACAAUCAGUGACCUUUAUGCAAAACUUCUUCUGUUAGUAUGUAGCCUUUUAUGAAAUGGUGUUUCCAUGCAGCUGUGGAAAAGGCUUCCCCUUCGCUUUCUCUCAACCUCUUUAACCACGUGAGCGCAGGGAUCUUAUCUUCGUCUAUGGUGCCUUUAGUGUAUACAGUAUGACAGGUUUAUUAUAUUUUGGGGGUGGGGAGAGGGGGGGCUUCUUAAGCGUGUCUUGCUGCACAAUCCAUGCAACUGUAACGUCGUGUUUUGUAUUUAUCACAUUUGUAGUUAGGAAUUUGUUGUUUUCCCCUCCAUAGGCUAGUUUGACCUUUUUUUUUUAGCAUAGGCUGAUUUUUAAUGUGAUAAGAUGAAGAAUGAUGUGUGGAUGCAAAAAAAAAAAAAAGUGACUUAUAUGCAUCUGUCGCCGUGUACUGUAAUCAUACCGCCAUCUUUUCCUCUUUCAUCCUUCAACCGUUUCAAAAUAUGCAUCGUUUUCCUUAUUUCCUCAUCACGUUCCUCACUUGUGCUGUGAAGACUCCUGUCAUGUAAAUGGUUAAGUAGCUAAUAAGGCCUUGCGUUGAGAGCAGAGAGAGCUUUAAUGCACAUUUAUUCUACGUUUUCAGUGCUUAAAAAAAACGUGCACCGUAUACACCCGUGGUUCUGAUGUGACAGCGUGCAAAGUCAUUGUGAUAAGUUGCCAUAAGGGUAAAAAGCACUGGAGAGAGCGGCGGUGGAACCUCCAAAGUGGAACACCCGUGAAGGUACAGUUUUAAGUUCAGCCACAAAAAAAAACAAAAACAUCUGAAACGUCAAACAGAACAUCAUUGGUGACAUCAGCCAACCUCAUAAAAGACUUCUUCUAACAGACUACCUAAAGCAGGGGUGUCCAAAGUGCGGCCCGGGGGCCAUUUGCAGCCCGUGGCUGUGAUUUUAUCGGCCCACCACACGGUCUAAAAAUGUAAUUUAAAAAGGAAAAAACACACACAAAAAAAAAAACAGUAGCACAAAUGGGAAAAUCAAUCAAAAGUCAAAAUAUUAAGAGAAGAGUUGUAAUCUAGCAAGGGAAAAAAAAGCCAUAAUUUCACAAGGAUUAAUUAAUAGUAUGAGGAAAAAUGUCAUUUUAGUCGCAUGAAGUUGAAAUAUUAAAGAAAAAAGUUUUUUUAAGUCAAAAACAAUGAAUAAAGUUGAUAUUUUUGGAAGAAGGGGGAAAAUGUAUAACAUGGGAAUAAAGUCUAAAUAUCGGGAGACGAAAAGAAGUUGAAAUAUUUGGAAAACUAUACCAAAAAAAAUCUAUAUCAGAAAUUUUACCACAGUAAAGUCAAAAAAAUAGUUUUCUAAUGAGAAAAAUGUUGCAAUUUGAUGAGAAUGAGCUAAAAUGAGGCAAAAUAUUUUAGUAACAAUGUUGACAUAAAUAAAAAAUACAUUACUGUUAUAAAGGUAUAUGAUGUUAUAAUUACGAGAAGAAAAUUUACAAGAGGAAAGCUGAAGUGAAAUAGUUGGAAAAUUUUAAAAAAUCAAGAAAUGGAAAAAACAGCUGUAAUUUUACAGGAAUAAAGUCAAAAUAUUAGUCAUAAUUGAAUGAAGUACAAAAGUCCCAAUUUUACAAGAAUAAAGUCGUAUAAUUAAGGGGAAAAAAAUGUUUUUGUCGCAUUUCCGCUACAUUACAAAGGUGAAAUGCAGGUUUUUCUUGAGCUACAUGUAGCUUCUUAGCAUAUCUCAAUGUGUUGCUUCACAAAAUUUCAAAGUGGCCCCUGCAUCCUUUCAUUUUUCAGUAUGUGGCCCUCGCUGGAAAAAGUUUGGACACCCCUGAUCUAAAGGAUUACCUGCCUGCACGUGUGUGGUUUUUUUGCCCAACACAUACAAGGCUUCAUAAUUCCAGCAAUACCUAUAAAACACCACUUUUCAGGGUUUCCCAGCGGGAAUUGUUCACAUUCAGUCAGUGUGGUGUUUGCUUAAAUACUCCCAAGUUAAGAUGCAACUAAUUUUCCUUGACAGACUAUGUGGAUAAUCGACAAUUCAUGAAUUUCCCUUGAAUCUCUGUCUGAAUGUUCUGAACUCCUGUGAUCAUACAUACUGAGCAGGAUAAUCCUUUCACAAAUUGCAGCUCAACUCGGCGUAGUUAAUAUUGUGCUCUUUUGACCACAAGCUAGUUGAGACUGAAUCAACAGCGCCUCUGCCCAUCCCUUGCAAGAAUUGCAAUCAGAGGUUUUCAGAAAGCAUCCAUCCAUUAUUUGUGCUGCUUAGGUCGCGGGGGUAUGCUGGAGCCUAUCCCAGCUGACUUUGGGCGAGAGGCGGGGUACACCCUGGACUGGUCGCCAGCCAAUGGCAGGGCACAUAUAGACAAACAACCAUUCACACUCACAUUCAUCCCUAUGGACAAUUUACAGUUCCCAAACGGAGAUUGGAACCUAUCAGAAAGCAACAUUUUAAUAUUAAUAUUUAAAAUUUGAAUAUGUUUUACGGCUGUGUUCUAUUCUACGGUGUCAGCUUGUUGGAAAGUGGGCCAAACCACCUUGAAAACAUUCCUGGUCAAUGAAACAAUUGAUGCUGAUGACGUGUAUAACCGUGUAGCCAUUACCUCACCACUGAACUGGCUGUGGUAGGAAAAUCCUUUUUUUUUUUCUAGUUAGACAUACAAGAUGUUUUUACAAAUAUUUCUGCUUUCAGUUAAAGCAUCAGAUGUGAUUUUUAUUCUUUUCUGUUCUCUUUAUCGAGGGGGAAAGGGGAAAAUAGUGUGAAGUUCGUAUUCUCUGACUUCUGGUUGUGUUUCACUCUUUUCGCUCGUCCAGAAGGAUUUGUCGUACAAAUGAGUGUUUGUACCAUGAAUAUCUUGCCUUUUUCCUUUUGACAGUAUUUUAAACUGUACACACGGACGCAAUGCAUUUUGGGCUGUGGAAAAGUGGCUGUAAGUGAAACAUACAUUAAACUCCUUGUCUAUGCAGUA